Puccinia triticina is the source of this 960-nucleotide messenger RNA. RefSeq lists its product as uncharacterized. The coding region runs from base 1 to 960 and encodes 319 amino acids. The record is from RefSeq and is a predicted model, not a curated record. Gene Ontology annotation, molecular function: structural constituent of ribosome. Gene Ontology annotation, cellular component: ribosome. Gene Ontology annotation, biological process: translation. The transcript has 3 exons. Lineage: Eukaryota; Fungi; Basidiomycota; Pucciniomycetes; Pucciniales; Pucciniaceae.
AUGACUCAAAUGAUAUGGAACGGAGUCAAGAAUGGAAUGGGAUCAAUCCAGAAAUCCUUCUCAACGACCGGGGUAAAGAUGAUCAAGACGAAAAAGCAGAAGAAGGAGAUCGAACGGCAGCGGCUGAAGGCAGAAGAGGCGAAGACAACGCUCCGGGAGAGUCUGCGACUGAAACAGAAGCCGGACCCAAUUCUGGGCUACUCAACCCAGAUCCCGAAGGCAUACUUGAACUGGGAAAACUGCGAGUUGAACAAGCUGAUCGUCAAGAAAGAGGACGUCUGGGCCGGACGGAUCGGGCCGGUAAAGCCGGACGAAGAUCGCUCUAAACCAGCACUUUCAACAACCGAUCAGGAGAACAACCUGAACCAACAAUCCCUCGUCUUAAACUUCGGACUGGACGAGAACGAGCAUCAGAAGGCGAUCCUCUUUGAUGGAUUGCCCAAAAUGAAGGAACUCAUGAAGAUCAAGAACCGGCCGAUCUUCGACCCUGCGCUCACCGAACCCGAUUCCUCAGCCUCCUCUGACUCGAUUCCUAACGAGCAGGAUGAAGAGGAUCUCAAAAAACUGCGACUGAUGAGGAUUUUGGACCUGCGGAACUCGAACUCGAAGGGGAUCGAUAAGUUUAUCAAGCUUAGGAUCCUCAAGGCCUUCUCUCCCAAAGACCCCCUUCACCCCAAAAAACUCGACCCUGGUUGCUCGGAAGUCCAAGCUGCGAUGAUCACUUACAGGAUCCAUGCGGUUUUGGACCAUGCAUGGCAAAACAGAAGAGACAAAGACUCUAAACGACACCUGUCCGACCUGGUCAUGCAGCGCAUGAAGAUCUUGAAAUAUCUUAAACGAACCAAGCCAAAGAGCUACUUCGAACUCUUACCAAGGAUCGGCCUGGAACCUAGGUAUCUCAAGGACGAACUGAUCGUUCGCGCUAAACUUCCCCUGCGUCCUGGAGAAUCCCUGGAUUAA